Messenger RNA from Nerophis ophidion (straightnose pipefish), 2566 nucleotides. It is a transcript of the gene vash1, whose product is annotated as vasohibin 1. The coding region runs from base 713 to 1720 and encodes 335 amino acids. The transcript has 7 exons. NCBI's taxonomy places the organism in Eukaryota, Metazoa, Chordata, Actinopteri, Syngnathiformes, Syngnathidae. Gene Ontology annotation, cellular component: cytoplasm. The record is from RefSeq and is a predicted model, not a curated record. Gene Ontology annotation, biological process: regulation of angiogenesis.
UGGUGUACAUUCACAGAAUAAACGGGAUUAUUACGUCGUUUUAUGAGCGCUCUUGAACGUCCCAUUCGUCAGAGUUGAGCUCACCCUCUUCGAUGUAAGCAUGCGCAGUAGAAGGCGGCCAGGGAGUGUCGGUCUUUUUGUAGGGUGAGAAGCAUCACAUUUGUUUCGAACUGGCAGGCAGUAUUUAAACAAUACACCGAUUUAUAAGCGUGGAAAUAUCAUUUUAAACAAGAAACAGAAAUGAAAAGAACAACUGGCACGGGAAUAGGAUUGUCGAACAGGUCGUUUUACAGAUUAUUUCUUUGUGCUCUGUGACUGUAGCCUGAUGUCCAAAGAAUUAGUCAUCUGUAAGACUUAGAUGGCUUAAUUCUAUUGUUGGCUGUUCAGUGAGGCAAGGCGUUGUUUAAACCGGAAAGGUGACCGCAGUGAAUGGAAACCAUUGUAUUUUAUUUGUGGAGUUCCCGCAAAGUCAAGUAGUGCAUCCAUCCAUUUUCCUACCGCUUGUCCCUUUCAGGCAUGUGCACCUUUAUUCUUAGCAUCUCAGCUAAUUAUGAAACAUGUACCUUUUAUAACCGUUAAAGUUGCAAAUGCCAUAAUCUGGACAAUGGAAUGAGCUGACACUCUUCUAAAAACCUGCAAAUAGAAUUACUGGAAUCAAGUGCAAUUAAGACAUCAGUCUGGACAUUUCUUGCACUAGAACGCAGUUGUCGGGAUGCUGAGGACCACUGCGGGCUCAGUAGAGGAGAGGGAUGAGGAGCAGGAGGAUGAAGGGGAUGAAGAGUUGAGGGAUGGAGGGGUGCCUUUCUAUGUGAACCGAGGUGGCCUCCCGGUAGAUGUGGAGACCUGGGAGAGGAUGUGGCGCCAUGUGGCUCGGAUCUAUCCAAACGGGGACACUGUGGGAAAGAGCAUCCGGGCGUCUACUGACCUGCCUAAGAUUCCUAUACCAAGUGUGCCUACAUACCACCCUACAACCCUCGUACCACAGCGCCUGGAAGCCAUACAGAAAUACAUCAGGGAACUGCAGUACAAUCACACUGGGACACAGUUUUUUGAAAUCAAGAAGAGCCGUCCUCUUACAGCGCUGAUGGACAUCGCCAAGGAGAUGACACGUGAAGCCCUGCCAAUCAAAUGCCUGGAGGCGGUGAUCCUGGGGAUUUACCUGACCAACUGCCUGCCAUCUGUGGAGCGCUUUCCCCUCAGCUUUAAGUCUCAGUUCUCAGGGAACCACUUCUACCACAUCGUGCUGGGAGUCCACAGCGGGGGACGUUUUGGCGCGCUGGGCAUGAGCCGCAGGGAGGAUCUCAUGUUCAAGCCCCUGGAGCACCGGACACUCGUGGACUUGGUGCAGGACUUUGAAGGAGCCUACAGGGGCUACUGGCACACCCUUCGUAAGGUCAAGAUUGGCCAAUAUAUAUCACAUGACCCUCACAGUGUGGAGCAGAUCGAAUGGAAGCAUUCGGUUCUGGAUGUGGACAGACUUAGCAAGGAGGAGCUGCGGAAAGAGCUGGAGAGACACACUCGAGACAUGCGACUUAAAAUAGGAAAGCCAACACCUCCUUCUCCCACCAAAGACAGGAGAAAUAGCGUGGGCUCGCCCCUCAGAGGUUCAGGAAGCCCCAUUCGUAGGAUCAGCCACAUUGAGAGACGCCACUCUGGAGAAAAGAAGGCUUUGGAACAGAAAGCAUCUGAAGACAUGGACGUGUAUCAGAUUCGAGUAUGAAAAAACUUUUUUUGCAGCUGAAUCAUAUUAGAUAAAACACUCAAAAGGGAACCAGCAACCACUACACCCACACACACUCAGUAUCAGAGUUUUUAUUUCACAAGCAUUGGUGCUGGAGAUGUUCCCAAAUGUGAAGUAUUGCGCAAAGAUGACACGUAAUCAGCCACAUAAGAAAAAUGUAUGCAUUCGGUGUGUAUGUCCAUCAAUCCAUCCAUUUUCUACCGCUUGUCCCUUUUGGAGUCGCGGGGGGCGCUGGUGCCUAUCUCAGCUAGAAUCGGCUGGAAGGCGGGGUACACCACGGACAAGUCGACACCUCAUCGCAGUCGGGUGUGUAUGUAAUACUUGAAAUAUAUUAGUAAUUUUAGUGUGUUCACUUGUGCUGUUUCCCCAUCACAUUGGACACAUGACUUUUAACGCUGACGUAAAACUACCCCUGUCUGUGCCUUGGACUUUUAAUUAAGAUAAUUCCGUGUUUAAUUUUCAAAUUAAACACGAAACAUUGGAACUUGUAUGAAAGUGUUUCAACCAUCAAUUUAGUAGGCAAAUCAUACGUUAUUUACUAUAAAUACAAGACAGAUGUCAACUGUUGAGGGAUGCAAAUAAAAAUGAAGCAUUUUUUUUAACACACUGGAUGCAACUUGCUAAAUCGUACUGCAGCUCUGUUUUCCUGUUAUCUGUAUAAAUACCUUUUAACUUUUAUUUGUAGCAACUUAAUUCAGUUGUCGCUUGCCUUAAAGAUGAGACCUCCAUGUCAUCAUAAAUGAGGUGUCAAAGUAUUUGUAUGAAAUAAGUAAAGCACUGCAUUUUUAAGAACACAUGGUACUCAAUAAAUCGCCACAGACUACA